AUGUCGAACGCCCAGAUAUAUUCUGCACAGCCGCCUGCAGAAGUUGGAAAUAGUGCCUCUGAGAUCUCUGAUACUGCCUUGGCUGAGUAUACAUCGACAGGCUCUGCUUCCUACCUGAUCCAUGACUUUUCGACCGCCACAAAGAAUGACAAUCCAGGUACAUCAAACUUACCAACGUCGAGUGUUACUAUAAACCCAGCCCAUCCUGGGGUCAACAGUCGCCCGGUUAUCUUUCGCAUUGUCAAUGAUACACAGAACACCAGACGAGGACUAACAAGGCGAGACCUGGGUGGAUUUGUUGGUUCUACUCAGGAAGUCUGCGCUGGGGCGUCAGUUUUCAAUCCCUCAAAUGGACGCCUUUUGCAAGGCACAGCACCCGUGUUUUAUGCUGGCGAAAGCUUCAAAGAGCUACGUGGCCAAGCUGAGUCACUCCCGCAAAAUGCCAUUACUACCACAUUUGCUGAAGUCGGCGGUUCUCUUCGAUUUCGCAACAGCGCUUUACCCAACGGCGAGGCAAACUUUUGUCAGACGCCUAAGAAUGACCAAACAUACAUUACGUUUACAUCAUCGUCUCCAGGUUGUAUAGCGGUCAGAUGGUCCAUCCCGAGGACUGUGACGAGGUGUCAUCUGCGAGCACAACUCGACCAACGAUGCCUCCCAAUCACUACCGGAUGUAGCGACAUCAUCGGUAGACUUUGCGCAAACCCGAUCCAACUCGUCUUCAGACUUCACUCAACAACUACCUACCGGCGUGACUCAGCAUCCAAAGGUCACAUCGAGAAUAAACUUCCCAACUCUGAACCCUUCUUCCGAUGGGUUUAUCAACAAAAGAACAAAAGCCCCCCGUUGUCCCCUCCCUCCCUGUCGAACUGUCCUCUACCGAUUUCUUUCCUUCUUUGCCAGUUACUUCCGAAACAGCCCAACAGUCUAUCAACCCAUCCACGACAAUGGAUUUCUUUUCCUAUUGUCAGCCAGUCUUCUCUGUCACAAGUGACGUCUGAAGAAACGUCGUCCGGAUCCAGUGUGUCUGAAGUUAGAACGUCACUUGAGACUAGCCUUGAAACGAGUAUCAUUAUUUCGGAAUCUACUACUAUUAUUGGGUCGGAGGUCUCUAGUACCACAGUCCCAGACUCUACCAGCAGCUUUAACGUCGAGUCCACGUCGUUUGGUGCAUCUGCGGAAUCUUCAACUGUUGAAACCACCAUCACAACAUCUGCUCCCACUCGUGCAUGUUCGGAUUAUUUCAUCCUCGAACCAACAACCCUCUUUGAUGACUCUGCCACAGCGGAUGAAAACGAAGAGUUACCAUCCGACUCCAUCUCAUCUGUGGCAGUCUGUCCGUACUGGGAUGACUUGCGAAUUAAACCAAACGCCGGACAUGAUACCACGUACCAGAUUAUCGACAGUCCUGAUCUCCGUGCCGUUUCGGUAGAAUGGUGUGGUUUGGACUCCAAUGAUGUCCUUGCUUGCUUUGUGGUUCGAUUCUAA
This is a messenger RNA of Fusarium venenatum, 1488 nucleotides long. RefSeq lists its product as uncharacterized. The record is from RefSeq and is a predicted model, not a curated record. NCBI's taxonomy places the organism in Eukaryota, Fungi, Ascomycota, Sordariomycetes, Hypocreales, Nectriaceae.